Molecule: messenger RNA, 1770 nt
Organism: Aphanomyces invadans
Lineage: Eukaryota; Oomycota; Saprolegniomycetes; Saprolegniales; Verrucalvaceae
Exons: 6
Coding region: 1-1770 (589 amino acids)
Source: RefSeq, a predicted model, not a curated record
AUGCAGGCCGCCACAGGACCGCCGGUCGCCGCGUAUCCGUUCCCUGUGUGGUGUACGCUGUAUGGGAUUUUGAUCGUCCUCGGCUUUUUCGCGUCGCUCUUUGCGAUGCACACCAUGCACAAGCAUGCAAAGCUCGUGUCGUCCUGUGUGUGUUCGUCGAUGCUGUGCUUCUUUGUGUGGAAAACGUUCUUCUCGAUUUGCCGCGCGGUCACGGUGGGGGCGAUCUUGACCGAAUUCCGCCACAAUACGUCGACGUGGUUCAUGCUGGACGAAGAUCAUGAUAUUGGGGGCCUGCGGUUCGUUGGCAAAGGGGACAGCUCGAUCAGCGAGCCGCCGUUGUACAUUCGGAUCAGUUUGUUUGGCGGCGACAUCGCUCUGUUGUCGGGGGCGUACUGGAUGCUGGUCCUCGUCAUCGAGAUGCUUCGGCUUGUGAAAACGACCGUCGACCGAGGAGCUGUCCGCGAAAAGCGCAUUACGCGAUUCUACAUCCUUUUCAACUUGCUUGGGGUGCUUGCGUACGCAACAGCUACGACGGCAGUGUCGCUAACCACCGACCGCUCGUUCUACUCGUCGCGGUUCUAUUCGUUUUCCGUGGCUUCAUGCGUGGCGCAAUCGGUGGUCAUCGUCGUCGUCACGUUGGGGGUAUUGUACUUGAACUGCACAGGACACAAGCUCGAAAGCGUCGAGUGCCGCAUUGUUCAAAAGCCCUUGUACACGCGGCUCAAGCUCAUCUUAUGGAUCUUUGACGUGACGGGUAUUCCGUUCGUGGCGGUCGGGUGGGCGUUGGCGGUCAAGCCCAUGUCCCCGCAGGAAAGCCUCGAUUCGAUUCCCAACUGGAUUCUCUUUACAAGCAACACGCUCUUCUUCAUGUCCCCCAUGGCGCUUGCGUUUGCCUUGAUCGCAAACCAGCGAUGCAUGCUAUCGUGGUGCAUGGUGCCGGACGACGUGAUCCAGCAAAUUCAGGCGAACGAACCCCCCAAGGACUUUCCCGUGUUUGUCAACACGGAUAUCGAGGCGUCGAGUGCCCUGUGGGGGGCCCUCGGUCCCGUCAUGCACGCCGCGCAGGACCUCCAUGACACCCUCCUGCGCACGCUCUUGGUGUCGCACCGCGGCUACGAGAUCGCGACGGCCGGCGACUCGUUCCAACUGGCGUUCCACAAUAUCGCCGACGCCGUCGCGUACUGCCUCGACGUCCAGCUGCAGCUCCUCGUGCAGCCGUGGCCGCAGGCGUUUGUCGAUUGCCACAUACCUGGGAGCGCCACGAUCACGACGCAUCAGUUUCGCCUCCUCCGACAAAAGAAUCUGUUUCAUGGCGUGCGAGUGCGCAUGGGAGUCCAUGCGUCGAAUCCAGCCGAGGGCAACCUUGUCAACCGAGUGCACCCGGUCACCGGUCGAACAACAUACGUCGGGUUGUCCGAGUUGAUUGGACGGGAAGUGAGCGACAUCGGGUGCGGCGGCCAGAUCAUCGUGACGGCGCCGAUUGUGCGGUGGGUGCGAGCGAACCAGAAAAACGGGACGCCGUGGGCCACGGCCCAUCCCUUGGAGCUGCGUGAAUUGGGUGUCCACCGCAUCGAAGACUUGGAUAUUGUCGUCGGCAUUGCGCAAGUGGUGCCGUUGGAAUUGGUCGAUCGGUUCAACAUAUUUCCACCCCUCGGAAUCGUCGAGGGUCGUCGGGCGCGGGUCCCCGCGACCAACUACUCACUGUUGAUUUCGCCCCAAAGGCAGAGCCAAGCGGUGGAUGUGGAUUCUGUGCCCGACCAACGGGGUUGA